This is a messenger RNA of Conger conger (European conger), 4115 nucleotides long. It is a transcript of the gene bend3, whose product is annotated as BEN domain containing 3. Gene Ontology annotation, biological process: rDNA heterochromatin formation. Lineage: Eukaryota; Metazoa; Chordata; Actinopteri; Anguilliformes; Congridae. Gene Ontology annotation, cellular component: heterochromatin. The record is from RefSeq and is a predicted model, not a curated record. The transcript is spliced from 4 exons. Gene Ontology annotation, molecular function: DNA binding. Bases 125 to 2731 code for a protein of 868 amino acids.
AAAACACGGCGGACAGUAACACGGACAACAGUCAUCCGUGUACAGAAAGACGGGGAUAUGAGCCGCGGACAUGCUAUUUUGCACGUUAAACUAGUUUGGAAGACAGCGUGAAUUAGCCGAGGACAUGAAUUCAUCCGAGUUUGUGGAGAACUCGGAUGGGGAAACGUCAGAGAAAGAGAGACUGACGCUGUGCCGGGUGAAGGCGGAGUCGGAGGAGCCCGUCAGCUGCGCGGCGGCGGCGAGCCCGGGGAGGAUUCUGGGUAGCGGCGUCGACGGCGCGGGCAAGCGGGCGGCGGCGUUCGCCCCCUCGGACGGCCCCAACGCCGAGUUCGACCAGCUCGCCGCCGCCAAGAGGACGAGGGUCUCCGCGGAGGGACUGAGGACGAGGCACUCGGCCAGGCCACACCCCUCCGGCCUGAUGCCCCUGGGGGAGAGCAGGGACUCCCCCUCCGAGCGGACGAUCGCCUCGUACAGGAAGCCCCUGUACAGCAUCUCCCACCGCAUCAUCGAGAAGAAGGCCGCCUCCGGGCUGGACCAGCACGCCCUCCACGAGCCCGGGGCGGGCCGGCCGCCGCUCCCCAAGCCGGGCGGGGUCGAGGCGGGCCGGCGAGAGCCCAGCCCGGCGGCGCCGCCCGGCGAGGCCGAGGCGGCCCUCUACCCGCUGAUCGAGAAGAUGUUCUUCAUCCUCAACACGCUCAACUCCAGCAUGACGCAGCUGCACAGCAAGGUGGACCUGCUGUCGCUGGAGGUCACGCGCAUCAAGCGCCGCGUGGAGCCGCCCGCCGAGCUGGCGGCCGAGUUCCAGCCGCCGCCCGAGCACCGGCUGACGGGCGAGGAGCUGCGGCGCCUGGCGGAGCAGACCUCCUCGGCCGGCGAGCUGGGCUGCCGGCUGCUGCUGCAGCUGUUCCCCGAGCUCUUCGCCCCGGAGUACGGCGCGGGCGCGGGCGGCGGCUGCAGCGCGUGCGGCUCUCCCGGCGGCCGGCGGGCGCCCGACUCGCUGCACCUGCAGCUGGUGCGCUGCUACGUGGAGGCCUGCUUCCCGCUGGUGCGGAACGGCGACGCCUGGCAGGCCGAGUGCCUGCCGCAGAUCAACGACUUCUUCAGCCGCUUCUGGGCGCAGAAGGACAUGGAGGGCGCCGGGAGGCGGGCGUCGUCGGCGGCGGCGGCCCCGGGCGCCGGGUUCGAGCCGGCGGAGCCCGGCCGGACGCGGGGCUGCCUCUACAUCGACGAGGACGGGCGCGACGGGGCCAGCCUGUCCCCCGAGUCCCGCGCCGACAACCUCAACCUCAACCUCAACAACGGCGGCGGCGGCGGCGGAGGCGACGGGAACAUGGUGUCGGACUUGAUCUUCGACGCCCAGGAGGUGGGCGAGGACCUGGACGACCUUUCCUCGCCCGGCGACUUCGCGGUCUUCCUCAUGCACCGGCUCUUCCCCGAGGUCUUCGAGGAGGGGAAAGUUCCGGAGGGCUACGGUUGCUAUGGCGGCGGCGGCGGCGUGGGGAAGCUAAUGCUGGACUCGGACAGGCUGGAGGUCAUCCGCAAGUACAUGGAGGCCAACUUCCCCGACGUGUCGGAGGACAGCUGGCUGCAGCUGUGCGUCCAGCGCAUGGAGGAGGUGCUGGAGGUCGCCCAGGGCAACGGCGAGGGCAGCGAGCCCGAGGUCGCCCACGGCGACGAGAGCUACGACUCCGCCAGCCUCCCGGACGACGUCUCGGUGGUCAAGGUCGGCGGCGACUUCCGGGACUACGAGCGGCCCGGCCAGGCCUGCAAGCAGGCGAAGAAGUCGUCGCUGGUGCCCAUCGACUUCGACAAGGUGGAGAUCCCGCCGCCCGACUUCGACGUGGCGCCGGAGUUCCUGCUCUCCCGCGAGCAGCUGAAGGCGAACUACGAGUGCAGCCUGUCCAUCGGGAACUUCGCCUCGCGCCUCCUGGUGCUGAUGUUCCCCGAGCUCUUCACCUACGAGAACGCGCGCAAGAACUACAACUGCAGCGGCUCGCUGGGGAAGAAGCAGCUGGACCCCGUGCGGGUCAACCUCAUCCGCCACUACGUGCAGCUGCUGUACCCGCGGGCCCGGAACGACCGCGUCUGGACGCUGGAGUUCGUGGGCAAGCUGGACGAGCGCUGCCGUCGGCGGGACACGGAGCAGAGGCGGUCCUACCAGCAGCAGCGCAAGGUGUACGCGCCCGAACCCGAGCCCGGCGACUUCGCGGGCGGCGCCGGGGGCGGGCAGACGUCGGGACGGGGCGCGUCGCUCGCCGCCGAGCGCUUCAGGGACGACUUCGAGAUCCCGCCGCUGCCGCCGGAGAAGAGCAGCAAGGACUUCUGCAAGAUCCCGCUGGAGGACCUGACGGUGAGCGCGCCGGACUUCCUGGUGCCGCCCGCCUACCUGCUGGCGGACGCGGAGGUGCGCGAGGUCGUCCAGCAGAGCCUGUCGGUGGGCAACUUCGCCGCCCGCCUGCUGGUGCGCCUCUUCCCCGAGCUGUUCACCCAGGAGAACCUGCGGCUGCAGUACAACCACUCCGGCGCCUGCAACAAGAAGCAGCUGGACCCGCUGCGCCUGCGGCUGAUCCGCCACUACGUGGAGGCCGUCUACCCCGUGGACAAGAUGGAGGAGGUGUGGCACUACGAGUGCGUGCCCAGCAUCGACGAGCGGUGCCGCCGGCCCAACCGCAAGAAGUGCGACAUCCUGAAGAAGGCCAAGCGCUCCUGCAGCGCCGUGUCGUACCUAUGAGACGCGCGGGGACCCUUCCCGCGGACAGCGGUCCGCUCACAAAACACACGUAUUAUUUGCACAAUAUUUUUUUUUUUUUUUUCUCUCUUUUUAAGAUGAAUCCGCAUAAGCUGAAUAAAAAUGGACUAAAGUCGGGGAUGUCAAACCUGCCCGCCUUGGAGGGCUGCAGUGUGUUGCUUCAGCGUUUCUCAACAUUUAAAUGGCUUCAUUUGACAUUGUUAACUGGCGAAGAGCUGUCAACUAAAGAGCUGGCGAAGUCUACACAUAUUUUUAUUUUUUUUUAGGCCUAAAUUUGGAUUCUGGCUGAAAGCAGACCACAAAAGAAAACAUGCAGAGUACAAACUGCAGCCUCCCAAAUUGGAGUUUUGAGAUCCCCGGCCUAAAUCCUAACAAAUAUGUCCUUUCAGGAUUAGGAUUAAAUUGAUAAUUAGGAGACAGGUUUAGUUGACCAUACAGGACAUAUUUGUUAAGAUUAGAUGUAUUAGAUAUAUAGCACCAGAUGGUAUAUUUGUUAGAGGAAGCUAUAACUUUGUUGCAACAGGAGAUGAUGUAUAGUUUAUUUAUAUAUAAUGCCAAAACGAUAUUGUUGUAGGUAAUUCUAACCAUUAAUUGGGAGUAUCCUAUGCGUUCAUUAGCCUUAAAGAUUGAGUAUACAGUAUGUAAAUAUGACGUUGAUGAGGACUUGCUUACCUGUCUUAUACAGGUAAGUUUAUUGUACAUCUGUGUGUCACCUUCAACUCUGAUUACAGAAACUGAAUUGGGGUGAAUGUCUAAGUUAAUUAGUUUGUGUGCUGAGGCUUCGUGCUUUCAUGGUGGAUAUUCUGGAAUUGGAUCUGACCCAAACCCUUCUCAAUAUAAUAAUAGUAGUAACAGUAAUAAUGUGUUACUCAGCUGACGAUUUUAACCGAAGUGACUUACAGUUGAUUAGACGAAGCAGGGGACGAUCUCCUCUCCUCUAGAGCAAUACGGGGUGGGUUAUGGGCCUUGCUCAAAGGCCCAGCAGCUGCACGGAUCUUAUUGUGGCGACACCGGGGCUUAAACCACCAACCUUCCGGGUCCCAGUCAUGUGCCACUAGGCUGCAGGCCGCCCCCCUGAUCAUUUUUGGGAGUGGAGACCAGCUUCCGACUCUGCAACGUUACAUUAGCCCAGCUGAAAUUAAUUUCAGUCCAGUUCAUUCAUUGAAACAUUAUUGGAUAUGGAACAUUAUGGCCAUUUAUCAAUUCAUUUAUUUCAUUUCGGCCAAUUUGCUGCAUUGACUAAACUCAAAAUUCACGUGCAGCAUGAGGGUGUACACGAGCCGGAGUGGUCUUCUAACAAAACGUUUUCGACCACUGGUGGGUGGCUUGUGGUGUAGUGGUUAAGGUACACGACUGGGACACAAAA